UAUUGACAAUUUGGACAUCGAGGCAUGUGAGAAUGAACAAGUAGUGUGUAUUCUGAAAGAGAUUGGCAACAUGAUACGGAAGAUUGUGUACAGGGUGGUUAUUGACGCAGUCUGUCUGACAGCAGUGGCCUUGCCUAGUUUAAUUUUGUAUCUUCUGGGAAAAUCAUUUCAUCGUGGGUUCUACUGUGAUGAUGAAAGUAUUAAACAUCCACAUAAACCUAACACAAUUCCCACGUGGGUUGCUUCAUUUGUUGGCUUAACUAUUCCUAUAUUGUUUAUUAUUGUUAUAGAGGCUUCAAGGUUUUCAGUUUCCAAAAGAAAUUUCCUUGAUGUAACAAAAAGAAAGUUUGUGAUUUCGGUGUACAGAACUCUGAGUUCCUUUUUAUUUGGGGCUGCAAUUACUCAGAUGUUGACAGAUAUUGCCAAGUAUAGCAUUGGACGACUGAGACCUCAUUUCUACAGUGUAUGUAAACCAAGUAUCCAGAAUUGUACCUGGAACACAGGCUAUAUAGAAGAUUAUGUCUGUACAGGGACUGACCUGGAAGCUAUUAAAGAAGCUAGAUUGUCUUUUCCAUCUGGGCACAGUUCCAUUACAAUGUAUUGUAUGUUCUUUGCGAUUAUGUACCUCCAGAAUAGAAUGACAUGGAGAAAGUGUUGGUUACUGAGGCCAGUGAUACAAAUGGUCCUGUUUAUAUUUGCAUACUACACUUCUAUCUCAAGGAUCUCAGACUACAUGCACCACUGGAGUGAUGUGUUAGGGGGGUCUGUUCUUGGAGUUGCAGUAGCCAUUCUUGUGAUCUUUUUUGUGUCAGAUGUAAUGGCAGAUGUAGCGUGUUGUCGGAGCAGUGCCAGUAAUCCCAGCAUUCCUCUCUACAACGUACAUUCAGAUGAAGACCGGCUAAGUGUAAAACAUUCAAAUGAUUUACAAUUAUCUACUGGGGGUGGCAGUCAUGUUGCUUCACCUCAACCUUGAUCUUCACCUUUUGACCUCUUGCAGUUUGACCUCUUGCAGUUACGCGUGUUGUACUUGUGGCCACUAAUUGCACAGUGCUUAAUGCUGGCGUUUUGUGUUUCUGUUAACAACAUUUCUUUCUAUUUAUGUUAAAAUUUAUUGUUUGUUAUAUAUCCUUCCAAUUCUUUAUUUACUCCUGUUAUAUCUUUGUAAUCCAAAGGCUUUAGCCUGUUGGUACCCCUGAUAUAUAUUAUACUGAUAAUCUUUACAGCUUAAUAAUGAGAUAUCUAAGCACAUAUCAUAUAUAACAAUACACAUAGGGCAAGCUAAUCAUCUACAGCAAGGAAUGAGAAAUCUUAUAUCACUGAACUGUAAAUUAAUAUUUUGCUUUAUUUAUUUUAUUAACAAAAUGUUAUUCUCAAGACCUUUUACCUCAGCUGAGCUGAAAGUUCAAGUGAACUUUUCUGAUCACAUUUUGUUCAGAAUAUGUCUGUCUGUCCACUUAUCUGUCUGUCCGUCUGUAAACUUUUAAACAUUUUUGACGUCUUCUCAAUAACCACUGGGCCAAUUUCAACCAAACUUGCCACAUUUUCCAUUUUUCUUGGGAAAAUGGGAUUUAGAUAAUUAAGAAAUAAUGUAAAUUUGGGUGGGUCAUUUAAAAAUCUUCUUCUCAAGAACCACCACUUAUUCUUCUCAAGAACAACCAGGCCAUGAUCAGUGAUAUUAAUACAUGUAAUAUGCAAUCAUCUUCAGAUAGUGCAGAUUCAAAUUUGUUCAAAUCAUGGCCCCAUGGGGAAGGCUAGGGCAACAAUAGGGGAUCUCAGAUUUACAUUUGGAAUAUAUAGGAAACAUGUUUAAAAACCAUCAUCUUUUUCAAGUAUAACUAGGUCAUGAUUUCUGAUAUUAUGGUAACAAGCAAGCAUUUUGAGGUAAUGAAGAUUCAAGUUGGUACAAAUCACAGCCCUCCUGGGGUAGGGUGGGCCACAAUAGGAGAUGAAUAUUUUAAAAGGAAAUUGAAACAAAAAUUCUGAGAUUUCACAUGGAAAUAUUCCAUAUUUUUGUUGAUUCAUUUUUUUUUUCAAAAUCCCCAGGAUGUGUUGAUUUAAAAUAGUUAGGUCAUGUCAUAAUCCUUGAGGACUAGGGUAAGGCCACAAUAGGGUUAAGAAUUUUUCAUGUGAUUAAAGUUUGAAAAUAUUUUUUUUAAUCUUGUGAUGAAGAACAGGAGGGCCAAGUGACUCAGGUGAGCAAUGUAGCAGAUGGUCUCUUGUUUUAUUGUUGUGACCAGCAUUUUACAUCUAAAUAAACAUACAACACUUUUUUUUUAUAAACCAUGAAAAAUUGUUCAUGAUUUGCCUAACUGGAUUACAUUUUUUCUGGUGUUUUCUAAUAUUUCAAAUAGUUUUCAUGUGUGUAAGCACAAGGUUUUGUCAUUUAUACAGAAUAACCAUACUUUUAAGGAACUUAGCAAUGAAGUCAUUAAUACUAAGAUUUAAUCUCAACUACUCCUGCAGUUGAUCUUAUAAGAGAGGAAAAAAUCAGUCAGGGAGUUAAAUUUAUUUCCCAACAGCAAAGUUUAAGCUCCCGCUUUUUCAAUACAUUGUACAAUGAAAUUAUGCACUAAAUUUUUUUUUUAAAAGUUAGGGUCUAUGUUUUAUACAAUGCAAUCUAGGAGUAGCAGAAAAUUCAAUAUAAUUAAGGUUUAUUUGUUAUAGAAUUCAGUAUAUGGUAAAUUUUAUCUGUAUUUAUAUCUAAUAAUUCUGGCAGAUAUGGUAUGUGUACAUGCCCUAGUGUCUGGAAUUGUUCUAUUAUGCAUAAUGUGUAGGAGUGAGACACAAAUCUCAGCUCUAAUUUAAGAGGAAUUAAUGUGUGAAAUACAUGUACUUAUUUAUGUUUAUAAUUUUUCCUUCUGACAUUUACAAUUUUACAAAUGUACCAUGUGGUCACAUAUAAUUUUAAUUAGAUUGGGUAAUAUGAAUAAUAAACUGUAAAUGAUUUUACG
This is a messenger RNA of Saccostrea echinata, 2951 nucleotides long. RefSeq names its product phospholipid phosphatase 1-like. Bases 71 to 973 code for a protein of 300 amino acids. Lineage: Eukaryota; Metazoa; Mollusca; Bivalvia; Ostreida; Ostreidae. Gene Ontology annotation, biological process: signal transduction; phospholipid metabolic process; phospholipid dephosphorylation. The record is from RefSeq and is a predicted model, not a curated record. The transcript is spliced from 6 exons. Gene Ontology annotation, molecular function: phosphatidate phosphatase activity.